This is a messenger RNA of Pygocentrus nattereri (red-bellied piranha), 1638 nucleotides long. RefSeq names its product echinoderm microtubule-associated protein-like 1. Lineage: Eukaryota; Metazoa; Chordata; Actinopteri; Characiformes; Serrasalmidae. The transcript is spliced from 7 exons. The record is from RefSeq and is a predicted model, not a curated record. The coding region runs from base 120 to 1019 and encodes 299 amino acids.
AUGGGUCUGUGUGUCCCUGAGGAUUAAGAAGGUCACACAACAGAAGAAGAGCGUGCACUUGAGUGGCCCACUACGCUGUCCUGCACUAACAUUCACACAAACAGCAGACGUUCUCUCACAUGGAGGAAGGCAUGGCAGUGGCAGCAACAGAUGCUCACAUGGAGGAGUUGGUGGAGCGCUCUGGAUCCAUGGCUGCUGAGGCUGAAGGUGCAGGGCUGAGAGAGCCAUACCAUGGUGACGCCCUUCUAGCACCUGAAGCAGACUUCAUAGUAGAUGACCAUGUCUCAGCGCACAGCAGUAUGGAGGUGGCUGACCGGCUUACCUACCUGGAACAGCGUAUCCAGAUGCAGGAGGACGAGAUCCAGCUGCUGAAGAUGGCACUGGCAGAUGUGCUCAAGAGACUCAACAUCUCAGAGGAACAAACUGCUGCACUGACUAAGAGAGGGCCGGCUAAAGCACCCAGGCCUGUCUCUCUAGCCCUGCCAUCCAAAUCAUCCAGCAAUACAGUUUCACCACUGAAGAAGAGCUCCAGCUCCACAUUGCCCUCUACUGCAUCCUCAAGGUACUACAGCCCAUCACCAGGCAGCCAAAGAAGCCCAGCAGGCAGUGUGAAAGACAGUCCAAGUGGUCCAAGCAGACGCACACCCGUACCCACCAUAACAAGCAUCUGUAGGAAACAGCAAGACAGCAAGCCAAAGGAGGCCAGUGGCAGCGUUAUAGGAACACGACGUGUGACACACUGCAAAGUGACUAUGCAGAUUUAUCUGAGCCCCCUACCAAAAAGGACUGGGUCUACUAAAACAGCAGUGGCAACAGCUAUGCAGCCCAAUGUGUACCCGCCUGCCAGUGGACCACCUUUGGAUAAAACAGCCCCAGAGAAGACCAAAGCAAGAGGUGGAAAAAGCUCUGCUGUCCCCCAGAAGAAGAGCCCAUGUCAAAGCCCCUUCUCUCCCACUAACACCCCCACCUACAAGAGCCCCAUAAAAUCACCCAAUCAGUACUUUCAGAUCUGUUACUGAAGACUGGUAGUGCAUACACUAGAGCAGUGUUCACUACCCCUCCAUCUACCUUCAUGCAGAUUUCACCUCCAACCCAAACCUAACACACCUCAUUCAGCUAAUCAAUGAUAUCUAGGACAUCACCAGUAUCAAUCCAUCGAUCCAAGACAUCCAGUGUACAAUGCACUAGUGAAGGCAACUGUUAAUGUUCGGGAAGAUAAGUUGUAAAAUAAGUUGUUUGCUGAUUGUUUGUGAGUUAUAUAUAUUUGUUGUUCAGUUUUUGUUGAAAGAAAAACAAUAGAGAAUUUGGUUAGAAGUAUUUUAAUUUAUACAUAGCUUGGUUUUUAGACUAUAAGAGAGCUUGUGCGUCCAUGUUCACUCAUAUUUCUUUUCUCAUCAUUUGUUUUCUUUUUGUUUUCUCACUUCUAAGCUUGUAUUUUAUGAGACUGCUUUGAUUUGACACCACUUCUAUGCUAUCGGCAUGUCUCUAAAGAAUGAGUUGCUUUUUAAGGCUCUGUUUCUAUUUUACGUUACUGUUUGGACAUUUCAUGAUGAAUUGAAUUAUAGGAACAGCACAAAAUUAAUUACUCCUAAAUCUUGUCGCAUUAACUUACAUUAAACACAUUCAUUUCUGUUUUUA